CUGCCUGCGACGCGCUGAGUGCGGAGCGACGAAACGCGCUGCAUACCAACAGAGACAUACAGAGCAGGCUCAUUUUUGUUCAGGGCGCACAGACUCGCAUGGUGACAGAAAAUACAUUCAUGUCAAGUCACUGGACUGUUUGAAUUCUGCAUUUCAUUCUCAUGCAUUGUCCAAAAUAGUCUCUCCGCUCUGCAAGGUGUAAAGAGACAAACUAAUUGUCUGGGAUAUUUGUUAUUGCUGCUGUAAUAUAUUUCUGGUUGAGUGAGUCUGCACCGGAGAGAAGAUAAACAGACCUCCCAGCCGCUAUCUCCGACGGGAAUCACCUAAAGGAAAAGUCAAGACUGAUGUUUUCGUCCACUCACAUGUAGAGGCGUUGGACUAUUGCUGUUGACAUUCAUCCACUGGGUCGUUUUUUAUAAACAGAUUCCCUGCAGCGGUACUCAAAGGGAGGAAUACCGAAAUCUUUGGCUGCAAAAACAAGAGAGAGAAAAAAAAUCAAUCAGAACUCAAUCAUGGGCUGCCCCCUCUUGUGGAACGCGUUUGCUGGGUUGAUCCUGGUUCUGCUGUCAAAAGGGUCCAGUGUACACGGAGCAGAAUUCGGACACCUGCCGGACAACAUUACAGUGUUGGAAGGCGAAAGCGUCACUUUGAGGUGUCGGAUCGACGAAGAGGUGACCCACAAGGCUUGGCUGAACCGCUCCAAUAUCCUUUUCACGGGGACAGAUAAGUGGUCCCUGGACAAGCGUGUGACCCUGGUCAACAGUAACAACAGUGACUUCUCCAUUCACAUUGAAAAUGUGCAAGUGCACGACGAGGGGCCUUACACCUGCACCUUCCAGGCCAACAACAAGCCCCGCAUUGCCCACGUCUACCUCAUUGUCCAAGUGCCGGCCAGAAUCGUCAACAUCUCAAAAAACGUGUCGGUGAACGAGGGAGAGAAUGUAAACCUGUACUGUUUGGCGGUGGGCCGGCCUGAGCCCACUGUCACCUGGAAAGACCAGAAAUACGGGCUGGUGAGUGACGGGGAGUUCCUGGACAUCACUGAGAUCAAGAGGCAGCAGGCGGAGGACUACGAAUGCAUCACCAACAACGGCGUGGCUCCCCCCGACCAGCGCAAGGUCAGAGUCACAGUGAACUACCCUCCCAUGAUCACAGACGUGAAAAACAUGCCAGCCCAUUUGGGAAAGACAGCCAUCUUACGUUGUGAAGCCAUGGCCGUUCCUCCAGCCUCAUUUGAGUGGUACAGAGAUGACCACAGGCCGGUAGAGAGUGACAACACCCUAAGGAUCAAAAACGAGAAGACGCGCUCGCUGUUGCUCGUCACAAAUGUGACAGAAAAACACUUUGGCAACUACACCUGCUUUGCCUCAAACCGCCUGGGGGCUUCCAACGCCAGCAUGUUGCUGUUCCGACCGGGAGCCCUAAAGGGCCGAGGGACCGGUCUACAUGCAUCGAUGAGCGUCAGCAUGUGUGCUUGGGUUUCCCUCACGGCUGUUCUCCUGCUGAAGGUGUAAUGAUCAAACUCCUCCAGGAAUUGUCCUUAAACGCCCCUGAAAGCCCCAGCUCUCCCUCCCCCUCCUUCUCUCCCCAACUACGGAAGGAAAAACCGAAAUGAAAUUCUUUAAUUACGAACCCAUCACUGUGAACAAAAGAAUAUGCAUUAUUCCAGGAGCCAUUGAAUCAUUGCAUCAAACACACAACUCCCCCACUACCCCCCACCCCUAAACCCCAGCACCCUCAAUUCAAUUUUGAGGUCGACUCAUUGUCAUUAUCUCCUCCUCCAUUUCUCACACAGCGUCUGUCUCUCUUUUUUUGUCUCCCAGAAUGCCUUGCAGAUUUGUCUGACUUGGCACUCCCCACCUCCCUUCCCUCAUCUUGUUUUUACCCAUUAUUACCACUGGGCAUAUGUUAAUAGAGUGUAAAUUAAUGAAAAUUGUGUUGGUGAUCAAUGAGAAAAUAGAAAAUCUAAUAACUGGAUGAUCUCUUAUGUAUCAUAGACUAAGGACUGACCUACAAUGUUUGCCUUAUGGAAAUUAUACAUGAAAUCACAUUAUUAUGGUGGAUAUUUAUGGAAAUGAUAGUCACUGGUGGUCGUGUGACCUUUUGAAAAUUGACCAGUAGGUGGCCACGCGAAGCGUCACUCUUUGAUCACACACGCAACAACAACACAAACACACACACGUAUUGCUUUUUGUUGAUUUCAACUGUGUAGCAGUGAAGCUGCUCUGAAUGAUGUCAAAAUGUAUAAAAUAAAAUAAAAAAAGGUUGGGUAGUGACGGUGUCAGUCUCAACUACCCCUUUAUGUAAUUUAGGGGUUCAUAGUGAGAUUCCGCAUGUAGACGCCCCCACCACCCAAACCUUUUUAGCCCCUCCCUGCCCCUCUGUUCAGCGUGCUCUGUCUAGUCGACCCUACGCAUUGCUAUGGUGUUCUCUACUCUGUGUCACCCCUCCCUCCUCCCCCCUCGCUGCCCCUCCCCAGUGUAAAUAUAUGCAGUAAAGAGGCCACGCCGGCGACUUUGAGUCGCCUUGAGCCGGGAAAACAUCUCCCAUGAGCCUCGACUACGAUCCAGUCCUCCGAAGCAGCAAGAGACUGUCCACUGACAACAAUAUCUUCUGUUUCAAAGCUGCGGCUCCAUCCUCUUUGUCGCUUGUUGAUAGCAUGUACUGGUUAGAGAUGUUCCUGUUGUGAGUCCAUACACUCCCUCCCUCCCUGCACUGUGUCUGUUUUACUCUGCAAGGUUACCUGCUUUUACUUUUUUGGUGUUAAUAAUACUACUGAUGAUGAUGAUGAUGAUGAUGACGAUGAUGACGAUGAUGAUGUUAAUAAGUAUUUGAAUAACUAUGAAUAGUAAUUCUAUGUGAGAAAAAAAAAAAUCUGAUGGUGAAGAGCCGUGCGUGGGAAAAAUAGUUUUUGUACUCACACACAUCAAAUGACUACAAUGAAAAAAAAAUAACAAAAAAAAAAAAGGUGUAAAGUUUUCGAAGUGAUGUGCUCUAUUUUGCCAUGGCAAGCUUUUUAAAAACACAUUUGAAAUAUUUUGAGGGAUCAUUUCAUCCGAGGCCAGAAAUGGUGGGUGAUGAUGUAAUUUAUAAUUUUUAACAGUUUAUGUGUUUGACUCUUUUGUCAUGCUGUUAACUGCAUUGCACACACAUUUGUCCUAUUAUCAUAGUGUGUAUUUCUCUGACCGGCUAGAUAAAUGAUUUGGAUCCAUGUCAGUCUCUGGUCGUGGGUGUAAGUCAGUUCUUGUUCUGCCAGACCGCAGGGAGAUAAAGAUGUAAUUAGCCGUUACCUGUGGCUGGCUAAGUGAAGGAGCCCGGGCUCCACCUGUCCUUCCCGCCGCCCAGUUAUGGCCCCCAUAAAUCAAGCUCAAUCCUGCCACUGACAGGAAUCCUCUUCAAGGACAACCUUGCCUCGGCGCAUCACUACUCCCUCCAGUACGUACCUGUGACAUGCAGGCACGGGCACUACAAAACCCCCCACGGCACAAUUAUCCAGCCACUUCCCCCGCGCAGCACAAACAGUGGGAGGAAAGCACGCCUUUCCAAAAACGGUGGCACUCGUUUCUCCCCUGAAAACCUGCUCCACUCACAUGCAGCGACUAUAUGCAAAUUUGCCAUAACAAGCCUGCACGGAGAGAUGAGUGCACCCCCGGCUGAACCCUGACUACUGCCAUCUGAACGGGGAGUUACUCGACACUGAAUCAAAUGUCUGAAUGUGUUUGGUUUUAUUGGAAUUUUGUUUCAAAGCAGCAAUAACCCCUAAUUCUACUGUGCAAAGAGAUAUCAGUCAUGGUUAAAGCUGUGUUGUACUAUCUGGAAAUUUGCCAUUAACAAGGUAUAUCAAAUAAGUCUGUUGUUGUACUUUUAUCGUGUACAGUACUCUAAGAUGAUUGUGAAGCUCUGUUUAAAUGGCCCUUAAACUAAAACAUUACAUGUUGUACUCCAAAAGUCUUGCCCUCUCUGCAAUGUAUUUGGAUUGUGUGCCAGCGAGCACACAGUGUGCAUGCAUCUUUUUGCUCCAAAAACAACAAUGGAUUCCAUUUCAAGCACAAGAGCGGGUCGUUUGGUCAGUGCUCCUUUUUUCUGUCUUCUUUUCACUCUCUCUCCGUUUCUGUCUUUUACAUCAUGUUGUUUCUAUCUGUCACUCAGAUUGUGUUCUGUUUUUUUUUUUAUGUUUUUGUUUUUUUUAGUGGCACAUAACAUCUGUAUGUACAUAAUCUGUCCUUAUGAUGACGAACAAAAAAAACACAAAAAAUACAAGAUAAAAAAAAAAAUACACGGACAAAAAAUAACAUACUGUCAUGUUUCUCAGUGUGGGUUUGAAAAAAGCACGUUGGUGUUGGUGUAUGGGUGGAUUUUGAAAAAAAAAAUUACAUUUUUAUUUCUGUUCAGGUUUUUGGUGAAAGGGUCCAGACGGCAGGAGGGGGAAUCAAGUGAUACAACUUGAAAUGGUGGUGUGGUUAAAAAUUGAAUGUGAGCAUCUAAAUUGUCCAUGAUGUACAGUUGUGCAGUGCUGUGCAAAAGUUAUACGCCGUGCAGUAAACCAAAUGUUUCUCGUUGCACUCGAUCUCUGCGUUUUUUCCAUCUUGGAGAACUUGCACACAGUGUCCAGCCCUCUGCAGAUUUAGUCUGCUUCUCUGUCCUCUGUCUUUUCACGUAACCCCGUCCUGACUUGACGAUGUUGAGCUCAAGUCUCUGAGGGAGCCACAGCAUCUGUUGCAGGUCAUUUUCCUUCGCUGGAAGGACUCUGGCUGUAUGUUUGUGGUAGCGAUCGCACAUUAACGAGGUUAUUUAAACCGAAGCCCAACUCCUCUUACUGGUGUUAUGAGAUGCCUAAACAUCUAAAGUUAAAACCUUUGCACAGUACUGUAAAUGAGGAAGGAAGGAACCGGAGAGGAUGGGGGCAAGAUGGCAACAGCUCCCCUGGGUGUACAUUUUGAGGGCAGACGAGGACGCUGCUCAGCGAGCACCCCUGACAGGCCUGUGGGAGGAUAUCCUGACAAUUCAAAUCCACAAGCCGAGAGCCAGAGGGAGAUGAGAUGACACUAACCAGACAGUGAACUCUCCAUUUAGGGAGAGAACACAGACAGACAGUCAUAUUUCCAAAUUUGAGAGCCGUGGUCUUUCCCAGGAGAAGGUGUACCACAAACUAUUUAUGGUGGCACUAUGUAAUAUGAACAGCAUUAACAUAGCCUUGAUCACAAACACAGUCUGGCCCACUUCAAGUGUAUAAAUAACACCCCAACUGGGGUUCAGUGAGUUUACAGUGAUAUAAACAAGACGUUUCCUCAGCCCCUAAUUACUUUCUGCGCACCCUGAUGAGAAUGUGUUGAUUGGCUCCUGUAGCUGAAGGUUAUGAUUAUCUGUUUACAGAAUUGUUGUUAAUAAUGUCCCACAAAGCUGUUGUUUAGAGCUCACAAAACUAGCAUGUGUCCCAGUUUACAAUAUAGUGGAUUGUGUCACAUUUUAAUUUUUUUUUUCAAGCGGUUGGUUUUAAAUGUUUGCAGCAUUAUGAAACGGACUUUAGGAAGAGGAGUAACUUUGAAGUAGGUUUCAAAGCGUUGUGCUUUUGCUGAGAAGGGUCAGGGAAUCAAGCUUUUUAUGGUGUGAGGACGGAUACUGCGCACCGUUCCUGAGUAUAAUUUAAUUGUUAUGGUGCUCUAAAGUCAAUACCGAAAAAUAGCAAAAGGCAGUACAGAUAAGGUGUGAAUGUACCUCUUUUUUUUUUUGUGUUACACGUGGCAGCCCAGCUCCAGCUGAGUUCUUUCCUAUAACACCCUCGCCAUAUAGAACAGAUCCUGGACAGACUUUCAAUUCAGUAUGCAAUGGUUAAUCAAUACAUUCGACUGAAUGGCUUUGGAAUAGAGCAAUUUCUCCGCGGCCUGCCGUACCAGGUCCCCAGAAGCUAAAUUGAUCAAGUGUCCAUAGACCAGCCUUAGAACAGAGAGCAUAAUUCAUCAUGCCUGAUACAAGACACCCCUAAUUGCGCAUUGAUUUUAAGCCCUUCUCUGAAACUAUUUGGGCAAGCUGUAAUGUCAGCUCAGUAAACUAUGUCUUCAGAGCUGUGGUUCAGAUCCAAGAAAUGAAGAAUUAAUCAUUUCUUUUUCUUUUCAAGUCAAUCCAGGCAGUUUUUUUUUUUGUAUGUUUUUUGUUUUUUUUUCUCUCCACUACAUGCUGUGUUGUUAUCCAUAAUUGCUGCCUUUGGCACUGUAUGUAUUUUUAUUGUAUGUCAUUUGUAAUCACAGCAGCGUAACCUGGAGAUUUUGCAGAGGCCGACUAUGUGGUGGCAGCCAUACGAGAUCUAGAAGCUAAUAUCUUGGGCGAGAAACGGCCAAAUGUAACGUGUGCGUGCGCAACACAAGGUUAAGAAAUCAUGUGUGAUGUGAACAUUUGCAUGCGUCGAAGCGCCGGAGUCGGCAUAACGAAAUAGGAUAUGCAGAGUUACAAUUAUAUGUGAAUGAUUCAUUGUUUGAAUUCCCCUUCUCAUGUCUUUUACAGCAAAGCAGGGCUAAUUCCCAUAUAUUAUAUUAAUUAGCCACUAUUUACCAAGUACCUACAGGCUCAUUUGGUUCUCGUGAGCAAAGCUGCUGUACUUCUGCAUUACCACAGCUAAUGAGUGCAUUGGUAUACAGGAUAGAUAGAUAGAUAGAUAGAUAGAUAGAUAGAUAGAUAGAUAGAUAGAUAGAUAGAUAGAUAGAUAGAUAGAUAGAUAGAUAGAUAGAUAGAUAGAUACUAGUGUGUAUAAUAGAUGCAGGUCAGGUCAGGUCUUCUUUAUAUAUAUACAACCUCUGCUUGCAGCUAAGGUGUUGCACCCCACAGCCUCCAGCCUCACCGUCUUCCUCACUGUAACUGAUGUGUGAGGCUAAUUAAUGGCAUGCUGCACUCCACCAGCUGAGCAACAGCAGCGUUCACACGGACCGUGCAACACAACAGAGGCAUCUCGCCCACCAAGUCUCCCCCUAGUCAUUAAGUCGCCCGCCUCACAUCUCCAACACAGAAAGAGUCUCAUUUCUUGGCCUUUCUGAUUUACCAUCCCACGCCUGGCAUUUUCCUUGUCAAUCAGCCAAGGGGUAAAUAUUGGUUGUGGUGUUGAGAGCUGACAGGGGAAACUUGGAUUUCUUUCACAAGUGACAGCGCCAGCUGGUGAUUUAUAUUGCAGUUAUGCGAUGGAUGGAUUGCCAGGCUGCGGCGAAGUCAUCGGUGAACCCUGCACAAGUGUCUUAUGUAAGGUGUGCUGGAGGCUGAGAUAUGUGACAGGAUGUGCGAUGGGGCUGGUCAACGUGCCUCAAGAUGAGAAAUAGCUCCGAGGAUUAGGCAGUCACUGCAAAUGUCAUAUUUGGAAACUAAUUACACAUUUUUACCAAAAGAGAGCCACCAGGUAUAAUGGCAGGAACGGUGUCUGUGGUUAGUGUUUAAUGUGGAAAUCUUCUCUCUUCUUCUUUUACUCUCGCUGCACAGAUUCCUUUAAUCUUGCUGUCUUCAAUUAAAAAGUGGGGAUUAUCUGUAAAAAUGCCCUCCCACCCCACAGUGCUCCAGGUUUGCCCACUCUGCGAUGGCUGAUCUAAAUGGUGUGCGUGUGCGUACAGGUGUUGUCUAUGUUGAAGUGUAAUUCAAGGGGCCUCACAUGCGAGAAGUAUGUCAACAUCUGUGUGUGGGUGUGUGUUUCCCCCGACCUGCACGGACAGGUUGUUUGGUUCGUCCAAAACACACACCGAUGUCAAUGCAAACACAAGACAGAAUGAAAGGAUCAAAACAUUUGUCUUCCACCCUUGACAGAUGUUCAGUGCUGUGAAGUGGUGAUUGUACUUCUUUUUGAUUCCUUUAGUUAUCUUCUCUGACUUUUUAUUUUGGAGUGUAUUGCUUUUUUUUUUGCUUUUUUUUUUCAAAAUCCAUGAAGUGGAGUUAAAUAUGAUAUCAAGUGGAGGGAGGCAAAAAAAUAAAAAUCAGUUUUGUUUUUAACAGAA
Messenger RNA from Mugil cephalus (flathead mullet), 7964 nucleotides. RefSeq names its product IgLON family member 5 (gene iglon5). The record is from RefSeq and is a predicted model, not a curated record. The transcript has 8 exons. The coding region runs from base 513 to 1514 and encodes 333 amino acids. Gene Ontology annotation, cellular component: neuron projection. NCBI's taxonomy places the organism in Eukaryota, Metazoa, Chordata, Actinopteri, Mugiliformes, Mugilidae.